Perkinsus marinus ATCC 50983 is the source of this 152-nucleotide messenger RNA. RefSeq lists its product as hypothetical. The annotation marks the transcript as partial. The transcript has a single exon. The record is from RefSeq and is a predicted model, not a curated record. Lineage: Eukaryota; Perkinsozoa; Perkinsida; Perkinsidae.
AUGCCGUGGAGACUUGUGGCGACGGAUAACGGUCCAAGCCUUGGACUCCAAGGGGAAGAAAGACUUCCGCCCGAUGUUGGCCAGCACGUCGACUUCUUCAUUCCAUCUGGCUCCUUCAUGGCCCGGACACCAAUGGAUGUCGGCUCUGACCA